CUAAGCCGCCGGGACCACCGGUUAGUCUACCUGUAAAUCUUGCUUAUUUUUUUUGGAUUUUAAUUACGGUUUAUUAAAUAUUGGAUUGUAUGUAAUGAAAUUGAAAAAUAUUUUUUCUCUUGAAUUGAGAAAUUGUGGAUAAAAUUUUCUACGAGGCCUCGAAAUGACGAUGGUGGGUCUUAACGUUUUAUGAGAGGUCCGUGGGUGUUUUUAAUAAAUAAAUCUUUUACGCACGAUCGACUUCGCAGGAACGUACCUGGGAAUAAAGAAUACGAAGUGGAACCAUUUAUUGGAAAUGAUAUUUGCCGAAAGAUACCAAGAGGAACUCCAUUGUAGGAGCAUCAGUGAGGUCGUUAAUCACAUAUAUCGGAAUCAUUUACUAUAAAAGCAGCUUGACGUCUUGGUUACCGAUUCUAAAUUGAAUAUGACGUACUUCCAUGAAUAUCCACCGACAAACGAUUGCUAGAUUGUGAAGGUGCUUCUCAAUACGACUGUGGAAGUCUUCACACAUACCAAUAGACCUGUUUACUUACUGGCUGUAGCGCACAGCUGGCUGACGAGCUAGCGAACAGAUUGGUCCGGCUAGAAUUCUGAUUGCGGAGAACUUACCAAUAGAGAAGAUUUUGUAAGAAAAUUUUCUCGUAAAAUCAUUCACGUGACCGGAUAUCUGUUUGGAAAUAAUGGAAGAAAUGUAUAUGGAGUCACGCAUGGGCUUGCAUCAAUGUGUCGAGGAAAAUUAUGAUUCCAAGUCUGAGAAUUCAUUACAGGAGUGGCAGUGCCAGUGACUGACGUCACGAUGCGCAUGUUGCUGCUGCUGAGAUUGGUGUUAGCGGCAGCGGGUGCGCUGCUGGCGAGCGCGAAUUCGCUGAUUGACACAGAAGACGAGAUGCCAUACCAGAUCAGUUCGAAAGAACGUAAACAGGCAAUUGCCAGAGUAGAGAAUGAAAUUCUUAAUCUAUUGGGAAUGGCCAAACGGCCCAAGUCCGUUGAACCAGCUCACGUUCCUGACUCCCUCAAAAAACUCUAUAAACGUCAAAACUUCCUUGGAACGGCUAAUAUUGCCAAGCGAGGAAUACAUGCCAAUUCAGCAAACACAGUUCGUGCCUUCAAUCAUAUCGAAAGCAAUCUGGACAAGACUUUCAAGAAUCCGUACAGGUUUCGGCUCAACUUUGAUGUGAGGAGUAUUCCGGAUGGUGAAAAGCUGGAAGCUUCGCAAUUGACGUUGUCGAGGGUAUCGCUUCCAGAAGACGGGCGAACCGAGCGACGAGCAGUGCGCAUUCUGGUGCACGAUAUCGUUCGACCUGGAGUCAAAGGCGUUCAUCAGCCCAUCUUCAGGCUAAUUGACAGCCAAGUGGUGGACGCGAGAAGGAACACGUCAGUGAGUUUGGACGUGCAUCCGGCUGUUGAAAGGUGGUUGAGAAAGGGAGGAGCGAGCGAGAACCAUGGGUUGCUGGUCGAAGUGGUGGGUGACGAGACAAUGAAGAAGGUCGAGCACGUGAGACUGCGACGCAGCGUUGAUGAGUCUCAUGAUUCCUGGGUCGUUAAUCGGCCAACGCUCUUCAUCUACACUGACGAUGGCAAGAACAAAAUGGCCACCGCCAACCAGAUAAUAGAGCGACGGGAGAGGCGUGCGGCGACUCGGAAGCAUCGCAGAAAAGACGGCAGGGAAAAUUGCCGACGACAUCCGCUCUACGUUGACUUUGUCGACGUCGGCUGGAACGACUGGAUCGUGGCUCCUCCGGGGUACGAUGCGUUCUAUUGCCACGGCGAGUGUCCAUUCCCCCUCGCCGAUCAUCUCAAUUCGACGAAUCACGCCAUUGUCCAAAAUUUGGUCCACUCGACGAAUCCGAGUCAAGUGCCCAAGGCCUGUUGCGUGCCCACGGCUCUCAGCUCCAUUUCCAUGCUCUACUUGGACGAGGAGAACAAGGUGGUGUUGAAGAACUACCAGGACAUGGCGGUGCUGGGCUGCGGUUGUCGCUGAAGAAUUAAAAGCUGAGAAGAGCAGAAGAGGAAUGCCGAGGUGAGCCGAGUAAACCCGAGAAGAUGUGACUCGAGAGCCUCGCAGGUAUAGGCGAGUAGAGUCAGAGGGAGAGAGAGAGAGAGAGAAAGAGAGAGAGAGAGUACACUGCGACCUGUCUCCACUUGCCUCCAUACUCCAAGUUACUUGCUCGUUAGAAGGAGCGAAUGGCAAACGCGCGAAUGCGUGACGCUGCCGCAUUCUCUACAGUUUCAGUAAUCAACAAACUUGGCGGCCUAUGAACUAAGAGACCGAUAGGCAAAGCCAAACCUCCUUGGACGCGCGUAAUUUAUUAAUAAGGCUGUAGCGAAAACCGGUAUAGAUUUAUUUAGCGUCCGCGGAUACGUGCUAUUUGAAGAAACGAAUGUAUGGAUCUUUGUAAGUCAACUUAUUUCAAUGUAUCAAAAUGUUCUCUUCUCUCGACUCUCGAAAUCUAAGAUUUCUAUUAUCAAUGUCAAAAAAUACAUAACCGAAAGAAUCAUUAAUAUCGAGAACAAAAUUUCGAAACAGACACAAUAUAGAAACUGGAUGGAUCAGGCCAUCGAAGAAAAGAAUAGUCUCUGCCUCGAGCAAUAUAUUCGAUGGAAAAGUUGCGUUCCGGUAUACGCGCCACUGGCAAGAAUGCGUGUACUGUGUACAACGUUGCGUCACUGACAGUCAACAACCCGAUGCAUAUGCGCAAGCAUAAAAUCGCUAAUUUUCCGAUUCCCGAGUGCGAAUUAUUAUAAUUUGCCCUGUGGUUUUUGUUUUUAAUAGUUUAUCUCGAGAGAAUUCUUUUAUAAAAAAUUGCGGUUUCCGAAAGUCGCCUUUAAAGUUAAAGAGCUUAGACUGUGUAGAUUUAUCUCUGUGUCGUCUUUCUCCUAUUCUUCGAAAAGCAUUUUGCUUUAUAGACUAUUCUCUUUUUUUUAAUGAACGCGAGUAAUAUAUUUAUACGUAUAUGUGAUUUUGUGAAUUACAAAAUUGAAAAUAUUUAACGUAAAUCCGUACCUGCUUAAGGAAUAUUAUUUAUUACUUUUUUGCUAACGAAUCUUUUAGGAAAAGCGUGUAUAUUUGUACAAAUUUUUGUUAAUAAUAACUUUAGCUGCGAUGUAAAAUGUGUGAAUAGGUAUGACUAUGUACACACUGUAAAUAAAAAAAAGUACGAGUUGUAAAUGUACACCACGUAUGAUGUAUAUUUUUUACAAUUGUUAUAAAUGUAUAUUUUUAAACAAUUGUUUACACCGAUAUUCGCAUAUAAUUGUCUAUUGUACAUAAGGAAUAAAUCCGAAAAAUUAGCAAUUACACCUUCAA
Leptopilina heterotoma is the source of this 3307-nucleotide messenger RNA. Its product is annotated as protein decapentaplegic-like. The coding region runs from base 797 to 1981 and encodes 394 amino acids. Gene Ontology annotation, cellular component: extracellular region. Gene Ontology annotation, molecular function: cytokine activity; growth factor activity. Lineage: Eukaryota; Metazoa; Arthropoda; Insecta; Hymenoptera; Figitidae. The transcript has 5 exons. The record is from RefSeq and is a predicted model, not a curated record. Gene Ontology annotation, biological process: BMP signaling pathway; SMAD protein signal transduction.